Molecule: messenger RNA, 4464 nt
Organism: Penicillium argentinense
Lineage: Eukaryota; Fungi; Ascomycota; Eurotiomycetes; Eurotiales; Aspergillaceae
Product: putative cell polarity protein (Tea1)
Exons: 3
Coding region: 1-4464 (1487 amino acids)
Biological process (GO): regulation of cell shape
Molecular function (GO): protein binding
Source: RefSeq, a predicted model, not a curated record
AUGGCUUUUUUGUUUAAAUCGAAGAAAAACCAACAGGGGACCGCGCUCCCGGCGGCGACAAGAAACGUUCACACAUCCGAGGGCACCCCGUCGACCGGGACGCCGCCCUUGUCAAACGGAUCCAAGGUCGAGGGAAACGCCUUUGCGCAGACACCGACUCCCAGCAGCAGCUACAACAACUCGCUCAACUCCGCGACAGGCCCGACGAGCCCGACGAGCCCCGACCCCGUGAGAAUGCGCCAAAGGGCCGAGUCAGAGUCUCAGGUAUGCCCAGCGACCUCAGCAGCCUCCCAAUGGCAUUCCCCCCAUAGUCCGAAUUCCUCUCUCUAUCCGUGGUCGCAGCGCCGUCUGAAUUUUUCCUCGCCCCAGACGAACCCAUUUCCCCGGUAUGGUGCGGCCAUCAAUGCAGUCGCAUCGAAGGAAGGGGAUAUUUAUAUGAUGGGAGGCUUGAUCGAUGGCUCCACCGUGAAGGGAGAUCUCUGGAUGGUUGAGAGUAGUGGCGGGAGUCUGUCCUGUUUCCAGAUUGCGACGGUAUCGGAGGGACCAGGUCCCCGAGUCGGCCAUGCCAGCUUGCUCGUCGGAAAUGCAUUCAUCGUGUUCGGCGGUGACACCAAAAUCAACGAGAACGAUGCCUUGGACGAUACCCUAUACCUUCUGAACACCUCUUCCCGUCAAUGGUCUCGUGCCAUUCCUCCCGGUCCUCGCCCUUCUGGUCGCUACGGGCACACGCUGAAUAUCCUCGGAUCUAAACUUUACGUGUUCGGAGGACAAGUCGAGGGUUUCUUUUUCAACGACCUGGUCGCUUUCGACUUGAACCAGCUUCAAAACCCAGCAAACAAGUGGGAGGUACUCAUCCAGAACAGCCACGAAGGCGGCCCUCCAGAGGGUCAGAUCCCCCCAGCAAGAACGAAUCACACCAUUGUGAGCUUCAACGACAAGCUCUAUCUCUUUGGUGGAACGAACGGGGUCAAAUGGUUUAACGACGUCUGGACAUUCGACCCGCGUGCCAACACCUGGACAGAAAUGGAUUGCGUCGGAUUCAUUCCCACCCCGCGGGAGGGUCAUGCUUCCGCCUUGGUCAACGAUGUCAUGUAUGUGUUCGGUGGCCGCACCGACGAAGGCGUGGACCUGGGUGAUUUGUCUGCUUUUCGAAUUUCUACGCGCCGCUGGUAUUCCUUCCAAAACAUGGGCCCGGCGCCGUCUCCGCGAUCCGGCCACAGUAUGACGGCCUUCGGUAAACAGAUUAUCGUGAUGGCUGGCGAGCCCAGCUCGGCCCCCAGGGACCCCGCAGAGCUCAGCAUGGCGUACAUCCUCGACACUUCCAAAAUCCGAUACCCCAAUGACUCCCAAACGACAGAUCGUGGCGCAGCGUCUGGCGGUAGGAAAGUCAGUGUUGAAAAACAAGGUCCUCCAUCCGGGCGGACUUCUCGUGAGGCUCAGAAUGCGACUCCGGAUCAAGGAGCCCGUCGAGGGCCAACGCCUUCGCGCGAAAGCCUGAUUCAAGCUGCAAAUGCAAGACCCGGGGAGUAUGGGUCCAAUCCAAACCUUGGACCAGGAUCUCGACUUCCCCGAGCCUCAAUUGCACAAGCACCCUCUGGGCCACCACCCCCUGGACAAGCACCUUCCCCGGGUCCUCGUCCUAACGGACCCCAGUCUGGACCCCGCAGCAAGACACCCACUAAAACUGAGCGCGGUCACACCCCAACUGUGGAUAUUCGAGUCGCCAAUGCUGAUCGUGGUGCGGAGUCCCCAGUGGCUAAAGAUACUCAUGAUGGCUCGGGCUCGUCGGGCCAACGCACGCCUACUCAACAGCAACAGAAGAUCAAUGCCAAGGCGAUGGAAGCUGGCGAAGCUGCCCCAUUAAUCGCUCCAGCCCGUCAACGUUCAUUGCGGCAGCAUCGCCAACGCGGCUCUAUGGAUAGCGCUGAGGAGUCAGUCCUGGGACGCCAAACCAGUAUCGAUGGUUCCAUUGAAUCCCGCAGCUACCGCAAUUCUCGAAACCUUGCUGACGAACCUCGAUCUCCGCGAUUGACUCCCCACCAAGAGGCUUUGAUCAAGGAACUCGAAUCCGCCAAGGCUCGAAAUGCAUGGUACGCAUCUGAAUUGGCAUUGGCGAGAAAAGGCGGCUACAUUCCCAAUGCUUCAAGUAGUCCUGCCUUGGACGAACGCGCCAGUGACUCUCUCAACGAUGAAGACCGCCCCUUGGUUGAGGCUUUCCUCGCCAUGCGUGCGGAGCUGGCAAAGAUGCAAGCAACAGUCGACAGACAAGCCGCCAUUGCGUCCAAGCGAAUUGCUGAAGUCGAGCACCAGCGUGAUGUGGCCGUCAAUGAGGCAGCUUAUUCCCGCGCAAGACUUGCCGCCCAUGGUGGAAGUCAACGUGGUACACCUCAGCCCGAGGGGCCUCGUGAAGGAGAAGAUGAGCGUCCUACCGACAUGGGCCGUCGUCUUGCGCUGGCCCUCGCAUCUCAGUCAGAACUCAAAGCCAAACUAGAGAUCUUGACUACUGAGCUUUCUCAAGAGAAGCAAGCAAAAGAGCUGGCUGAAGACACCAAUGAAGCUACCCGAAAACGUCUGGCCGAGCUGGAAAUGUCGAACAAUGCCCUGGAGGCAGAGAAUCUUCGUGCUGAGCUCCACCGUGCUGAAGCCACUGCCAGGGAAGAGGCCUUGCUGCGCUCAGAAGCAGAAGCAUCUUUGCGACAAAUCACGCUUGACAAGGAGGAGUUGUUGACUCGGGUUGAAGACCAUUCGGGACGUCUCAAAGAUUUUGGGACGAACUUUGGUAGCCUUCGCGAAGCCGUAUCUGCGUCCGCCGCGAAAACGGCAAUCGUCGAGAAGCAACUUGAGGAAGAGCGAGAACGCCGCGAAGGCUUAGAAAGGAAGCUUUUGCAACUCCGAUCUGAGUAUGAGGAGCGAACUACCGAGCUGGACAAUGUUACUCGUCGUCUACGUGAUGCAGAAGAGCUGGCUGAGAGUCACGCCAAGGAAGCCGAAACCCAUAAGAUGGCAUUCGUGUCUGGUCUUGAGCGUGCAUCGUCCACAGAUUUAGAUGCAUCUAUUCGAUCCCGGGCUGACCAGCGAGUUGCCGCUCUAGAGGCCCAGAUUGAACGCUCUUCGACUUUGGCAAAGGCCAACCAGGCCGCGGCCGAUGCCGCGGCCGACAAAUUGCGUCGCGCCGAAGAACGAAUUGCCGGCCUUGAAGCAUACCAAGAGCAGGCCAGCCGGGAGGGCCUACAGCUGCGUAGACAACUCCAGACCGCCUUGAAAGAGAGCCAGGCAGCCACUGCGGAGAGCAGAGAUCUGAAAUCCCAACUCGAGUCGCAACAGCGCGAGACCGGUGCCUUAACGGUUCAGCAUGCUGCUUUGAAGGAUCUGCUUGGUGAACGGGGGAUCAACCCUGAUAGCAGACGAUCUCCUCGUCUUGAGUCCCCAGGAUCACGCUUUGGAACCCCGGAGCAGAGCCGGCUGCGAGAACUUGAACAGCAGCUUUCUGCCAGUAUGAAGGCACACGACGAUCUCAAGUCCACCUUUGAAUCCCGAGAGCAAGAGGCCGACAAGGCAUUCCGCGAGAAGCUCGAGCAGCUCGAGAAUGAUUAUCAAUCUGCCGUUCAUUAUGUGAAGGGCACUGAGAAGAUGCUUAAGCGCAUGAAGGAUGAAUUGAGCCGGUACAAGAGCCAGAAUGCCAAGGUGCAAUCUGAGUUAGAAGCCGCCCAAAAGAGCUUGGAAAGUGCUGGCAGCCAGGCAGGCGCCCCUGCUGAGUGGGAAGCCGAGCGUUCUCGUCUGCAACAGUCGAUUUCCGACCUGGAGCAAAAUACUUCGUCCUCCCUCGAGACUUUGCAGGGACAACUCUCUCAACUUAAAGCAGAACUCACAGCCGCUGAGGCUGAGAAGGAAAAGUCACAGGCUGAGCAUGAGCGUAUCAGACAGGAGCUUUUGUCCACUGCCGAGCGCAGUCGCUCCGAGCUGGAGCAACUUAAGCAAGAAAACACACUACUCGAGAGUCGUGCUUCAGACGCGGAAAAGAAAGUGAACAUGCUAUUGGAGCAGGUUGAGACUUCGGUGGGCCACUACCGCCGUCAAUCCCAGCAUGGUCAAGGUCCUAACGGGAUCUCGCGCAGUCAUAGCAACGCUUCUAGCAACACAGUCGGUGGUCGGCCACGAGCUGAUAGCAACAUCUCCCAGGAGUCCACUUCAUUUCCCGACAACCGUGGCUCCAUGGCUCUGGACUCCCUUGCGAAUGAGCUGGAAGCUCUCCGCAGCCACUGGGAAAGCACCAAUCGCAACUAUCGCCUCAGCAGCCAGCUGGACGUGGAGCGGACACCCACGAAGGAGAACAGUGAUGGGCCUGCUCUGAUGAGCGACAGUCUUACUGAGUGGCGCCGGAGACUCGAUGAGGAAGAACGUGUGAGCAAAUCAAAGCCGAUAAACGCCAGCAACGGUCCCUCGCAGACUCCAAAUGUUAUCUAA